GAAUCUAAACUAUCCCUGCAGCAGAGCUCUGGUUUCUGCAGGUAUAGGUGAAUCUGGCGGCAGAACCAUGUCUGGCAUCAGAAAGGAACUGGAGGACGCCUUGAGGUGCUAUGCCUCAGACAUUCUCACCGACAUCCAGACGGUCAGAGAUUUCUGUGAGAAGUUCUCCAAAUGGAUGCUGUGGAGGGAAACUGAGCUGGAAAUGAUAAGAGACAUCAAAGACAGGGCUGACAAAGUCAAGGUAAAACAGUCUGCAGAGCUGCAGAAGGAGCUGGAGGAGGUGCUGAUGGACACUCUUGGAGGUUUGGAGACACUCCAGUGCUUCCUGGACGCCAUAGAGAAGCUGGCGGUCAGCUCUGUGCACGUGUUCAUGGAGAACCAGCUGAUCCAGCUUCCUGAAAACAUCGGCUUUGAUUACGUUCAGGUUGUCAUCAACACUGCAAAACUCAUCUGCCCUCUCCUGCUGGAGUUUAAAAGAGAUGCGAGCGUUUUCUUCCUUCCCAAAAUGCAAAACGCUGAGGUGCUGGCAUAUCAGCUGGACAGAUACAUCCAGACCACAAAGAAGAUGUGUGAGAAGAUGGAGAAAAGCUGUCUGAAUGAUGGCUGCCUGACGGAGACAGAAGUUGUGGUGAAGCUGGAUGUGGAUUUGUCUGAAUUUAACAUGCAGAGGAUGCUGGACCACAUCAACCAGCUUAAAGACAUACGGAUGGACCUGGACUUCCGGAUGGUGUUCUUGUUCCAGGAAGAAUCUGGUUCCAGCUUCAUGAAGGAGUUUAGUGAGCGUCAGCCCAGGAUGCUGCAGUUUCUUAAGGAGUUGGAGGAAAAUGCUGUUCAGCUGGACAGGAUGAACAAAGGUGCAAAGAUCUCCAGUGUUGUUGGCAGCUCGGUGGGGGCAGUUGGAGGUGUGCUGUCCAUUGUUGGUUUGGCGUUGAUACCUGUGACAGCAGGAGUGUCCUUAGCACUCACCAUGGCAGGCGUAGGGAUGGGCGUCACCAGUGGUGUCAACAGCAUCGUCACCACGGCCACUGAGUUGGGGGUCAACCGAACGCACCAGAAGAAAGCCAGUGAAGUCUUCCAGAGCUUCAUGGAGGAUGUGACCAAACUACAGGACUGUCUGAAGGAGGUGAGCAACAGAGAAAUCACCAAACUGGAAGCUAGUGACAUAGAUUUAGCUGUGGGAGUCGGAAAACUGGCUUUCAAAGCUGGAGGUGUCUGUAAAAGCAUUGACAAAAUUGUUGAUUUAGCUUCUACAGCUAAGCUGUUAAAAAGUGAGGAGUUGGUUUCAAGUGCAAGUAAAGCGGUGGCUCAGGAAGCAGCAGCUCUCCGUAGCGUUUCCAGAGUGGCUUCAGACGUCCCUGACAUCGGUCAGGCAGCUGUGAAAAGCUCUCUGGCUUUGUCCAAGUCGGCCAGAGCCGGCUUAAUCGCGGCCAACGCCCUCUUCCUCGGCCUGGACGUCUUCUUCAUCUGUAUAGACAGCAUCAGCCUGGCCAAAGGCAGCGAGACGGAGGUGUCACAAUUUAUCAGAGCCAGAGCUGCUCUGUGGAGCUCAGAGAUGGACUCCUGGAAGAAAAUCCACGACUCGCUGUGUGACGGCCAGCAGACAUCAGGGAAGAAGGAAGCUCUUCUAGAGACGCCGUUUUACUUCAACACUUAUGUGACACAGUGUCAGUUCUGUUUUUUCUUCCUCAUUCUUGUGUUUUUCUGUGCAGGUUGGCUGUGGCUGUCCAUGUAGUAUAGGCAUAGUGGCCUGCACUGUAGGUCAAUUUGUUUGAGCUGUAUUGAAGUGGUUCUGUUUCUGCUCUCUGUGUCGGAGUAUACUUUAUUUUUUAGGUUCUAGCUCCAGCACAUCUUGAUUAAUUUGUAUUCUAGUGUUGAGUUCUGUCAUGUUGUGCGUUUUUCCCACCUAGAGUGGUGCUUUUUCUUAUGAAAUACUUUUAGUUCUCACUGUGGCUUGUCAUCUGGUCCUGCAUUGGGGUCAUCCUGAUACGACCCUGACCUGAUGUGGAAAAACUGGAAAGACCAGAAGAGGUUCUGCCUGACUAAGAGGAGGAACAAAUACAAGAUCACCAAUCUAUCAAAUAAGUUUUUAAAAAAAGGACCAGAAAAGGAACUUUUGAUAAAUGAAAAUGCCAUUUAGUUUGAGCUAUAGUAGGUUUAUUUAACUAUAACAUAAAGAAAGGUCAAGUGCAUCACAGCAGACAACACACACUUGAUGACAGCAAAUAAUGAUCAACCAUCAUUCCAGUCCAAUGUGUGGAAACACUUUCAAUUUAGUAAAGUCAUUUAGUAAAGUCAUGUGACCAUACAGUGUGCUAGAAUGUUCUAAUCAUGUUUACUUUGGGUUAUUUGAAUGUGGAAAAACAAGAGUGGGCUGAACUCUAGAAAACUAAAAUGUGAAUGGAUUUGACAAUAAUUCUUGUUUACUUGUUUGUUUGCACAAAUAUUUAAUUGAUUAUCUUGCAAGGAAUCUGGAAACAUCAAUCAUUAAGCUGAUUCUGUUUGGUUUGUUCUCAAUAAAACAGUGUGUUGAUGACUGAUAACAAUAA
Molecule: messenger RNA, 2546 nt
Organism: Oryzias latipes (Japanese medaka)
Lineage: Eukaryota; Metazoa; Chordata; Actinopteri; Beloniformes; Adrianichthyidae
Biological process (GO): lipoprotein metabolic process; lipid transport
Cellular component (GO): extracellular region; membrane
Molecular function (GO): lipid binding
Source: RefSeq, a predicted model, not a curated record